Drosophila ficusphila is the source of this 1584-nucleotide messenger RNA. RefSeq names its product alpha-amylase B. Gene Ontology annotation, biological process: carbohydrate metabolic process. The coding region runs from base 33 to 1517 and encodes 494 amino acids. Lineage: Eukaryota; Metazoa; Arthropoda; Insecta; Diptera; Drosophilidae. The transcript has 2 exons. Gene Ontology annotation, molecular function: cation binding; alpha-amylase activity. The record is from RefSeq and is a predicted model, not a curated record.
ACAGAUUGAAACUAGCUUCCAUUGGCAUCAGCAUGUUUCUGGCCAAAAGUCUUGUGUGCCUUGCCUUUUUGGCGAUGGCGUACGCCCAGUUCGACACCAACUAUGCGUCCGGCCGCAGCGGCAUGGUGCACCUCUUCGAGUGGAAGUGGGACGAUAUCGCCGCUGAGUGCGAGAAUUUCCUGGGUCCUAACGGCUUUGCCGGUGUCCAGGUAUCUCCCGUGAACGAGAACGCCGUGAAGGAUAGCCGCCCCUGGUGGGAGCGCUACCAGCCCAUCUCCUACAAGCUGGUAACCCGCUCCGGAAACGAGGAGCAGUUCGCCAGCAUGGUCAGGCGUUGCAACAACGUCGGGGUCCGCACCUACGUGGACGUCGUCUUUAACCAUAUGGCAGCCGACGGAGGUACCUAUGGUACUGGAGGCAGCACGGCCAGCCCCAGCAGUAAGAGCUACCCAGGAGUACCCUACUCCUCGCUGGACUUCAACCCCACCUGCGCCAUCAACAACUACAACGACGCCAACGAAGUGCGCAACUGCGAGCUAGUCGGCCUGCGGGAUCUGAACCAGGGUAACUCCUACGUGCAAGACAGGGUGGUCGAAUUCCUUGACCACCUCAUCGACCUCGGUGUGGCCGGGUUCCGGGUGGACGCCGCCAAGCACAUGUGGCCCGCGGAUCUGAGCGUCAUAUACGGCCGUCUCAAAAGUCUGAACACCGAUCAUGGCUUUGCCGCGGGUGCCAAGGCCUACAUCGUCCAAGAGGUCAUUGACAUGGGCGGCGAGGCGAUCAGCAAGUCCGAGUACACUGGACUGGGCGCCAUUACCGAGUUCCGCCACUCCGACUCCAUCGGCAAGGUCUUCCGUGGCAAGGACCAGCUGCAGUACCUAACCAACUGGGGCACAGCCUGGGGCUUCGCUGCCUCCGACCGAUCCCUUGUCUUCGUCGACAACCACGACAACCAGCGCGGACACGGAGCAGGUGGCGCCGACGUGCUCACCUAUAAGGUGCCCAAGCAGUACAAAAUGGCCUCGGCCUUCAUGUUGGCCCAUCCCUUCGGCACUCCGCGUGUCAUGUCCUCCUUCUCCUUCACGGACACCGACCAGGGCCCGCCAACCACCGACGGCCACAACAUCGCCUCGCCCUCCUUCAACAGCGACAACUCCUGCGGCGGCGGCUGGGUGUGCGAGCACCGUUGGCGCCAAAUCUACAACAUGGUGGCCUUCCGGAAUGCCGUUGGCUCGGACGCGAUCCAGAACUGGUGGGACAACGGCAGCAACCAGAUCUCCUUUAGCCGCGGCAGCCGGGGCUUUGUGGCCUUCAACAACGACAACUACGACCUGAACAGCUCCCUGCAGACCGGCCUUCCCGCCGGCACCUACUGCGACGUUAUCUCCGGCUCCAAGAACGGAUCGUCCUGCACUGGUAAGAGCGUUACAGUCGGAUCCGACGGACGUGCCAGCAUUUAUCUGGGUAGCUACGAGGACGACGGUGUCCUUGCUAUCCACGUCAACGCAAAGUUGUAGACAACUGCAGCCAAGUCAACAUUUUAUUGAGAUUACUAGUUAUAAAUACAUGACAAGAUUACAAAAA